CCUCCCACCCGGCUGCUUGCCUCUAGGCCCGGCCGGCGCUCGGUUCUCGCGGCGCUCCGCCCCCUGCCCCUGGCUCCCGCACCUUGGACGGGAGAAGCCGGGUGAUCCGGAACGCGAGAAUUAAGGGGGUGGGAAGGUGUGAGCCGCAAACCCCGAGGAGGGCGGGAAGGAGGAGGAGGCCCCGUGGGGUGGUCAGGCGGCCUGGGGUCCCGCCGGCAGAGUCCCUCCGCCGCCGGACCGACGCGGGCUGAUUGUGGCGGCCUCGGGUCGGACACUUGGAGAGUGCGGCGCGGUGAGCGGAGCCAUGGCCUCGGGUGGGUAUAACCCAUGUAUAGAGAUCAUUGAACAGCCCAGGCAGAGGGGCAUGCGUUUUAGAUACAAAUGUGAAGGGCGAUCAGCAGGCAGCAUUCCAGGGGAGCACAGCACAGAGAACAACCGAACAUACCCAUCUAUCCAGAUUAUGAACUAUUACGGAAAGGGAAAAGUGAGAAUUACAUUAGUAACAAAGAACGACCCAUAUAAACCUCAUCCUCAUGAUUUAGUAGGAAAAGACUGCAGAGAUGGCUACUAUGAAGCAGAAUUUGGACAAGAACGCAGACCGUUGUUUUUUCAAAAUUUGGGUAUUCGUUGUGUAAAGAAAAAAGAAGUAAAAGAAGCUAUUGUUUCAAGAAUAAGGGCAGGAAUCAAUCCUUUCAAUGUCCCUGAACAGCAGCUGCUUGAUAUUGAAGAUUGCGACCUCAAUGUGGUGAGAUUAUGUUUUCAAGUUUUCCUCCCUGAUGAACAUGGUAAUUUGACAACGGCUCUACCUCCUGUUGUCUCUAACCCAAUUUAUGACAACCGUGCUCCUAAUACUGCAGAAUUAAGGAUUUGUCGUGUAAACAAGAACUGUGGAAGUGUCAGAGGUGGUGAUGAAAUAUUUCUACUAUGUGAUAAAGUUCAGAAAGAUGACAUAGAAGUUCGGUUUGUGUUGAACGAUUGGGAAGCAAAAGGUAUCUUUUCACAAGCUGAUGUACACCGUCAAGUAGCCAUUGUUUUUAAGACUCCACCAUAUUGCAGAGCGAUAACAGAACCAGUGACAGUAAAAAUGCAGUUGCGGAGACCUUCUGACCAGGAAGUUAGUGAAUCUAUGGAUUUUAGGUAUCUGCCAGAUGAAAAAGAUACUUAUGGCAAUAAAGCAAAGAAACAAAAAACAACUCUACUUUUCCAGAAACUGUGGCAAGACUGUGCAGUUAAUUUUCCUGAAAGACCUAGACCUGGUACCCUAGUAUCAACUGGAGAAGGAAGAUUCAUCAAAAAAGAAUCAGACUUUUCUCAUGGUGCAGUUUUGACAGAAAUGCCCAGGACUUCCGGUGUUUCAAGUCAAGCAGAUUCCUACUAUUCCUCACCUGUGUCCAUCUCAAAUGCACUGUCACAUCAUACUUCACCCAUACCUUCCAUGGUGUCUCAGGCUUCUUCCAGUUGGUCGUCAGGGGCCCACCCCACCCCGCGCACAGUCAGUACGAAUCCACUGAGUGAUUUUUCAACAGGGACACUUUCCUCUAAUCCACAAGGUAUCUCGCCAUAUCUGGAAAUGCCUCUUGAGCGUGAUUUGAAUGCCUCUAAUGCUUGUAUUUAUAACAAUUCGAAUGACAUAGGCAGAAUGGAAGCACCAUCCAUGUCACCAGCUGAUUUAUAUGGUAUUUCUGAUGGCAACAUGCUGCCGAAUUGCCCUAUGAAUAUGAUAACACCUAGUAAUGACAGCAUGAGGGAGACUGAUAAUCCGAGACUUGUGAGCAUGAAUCUCGAAAACCCUUCAUGUAAUUCAGUGUUAGACCCGAGAGACUUGAGACGGCUCCAUCAGAUGUCCUCUCCCAGCAUGCCGGCAGCCGCUGGCUCCAGUACGGCUGCGUUUGUUCCACAGCCGGAGGCAUUUGAGAGAUCUGACUUCAACUGCACAGAUAACAGUAUGAUGAAUGAGGCAGGACCAUCAAACGGUACUAAUCCAAACAGUCAUGGUUUUGUUCAUAGUCAGUAUUCUAGUAUUGGCGCUAUGCAGAAUGAGCAAUUAGGUGACUCAUUUGCAUUUGAUUUUUUUCAAGGUAACUUGUAAAACUUAAAUGGUUGUUUGGGUAUAUUGAAUUCAAAGCUGGAAAGUAUCAUAUAGGGGAAAUUCUGAAAUAGAAAUUUAAAAACUGUUUCUUCUUUUUGAAACAUGUGACCCGAUAACUGUGUGCCAUGGAAUUUCUGUCUUUAGAGUCCUACCCCAUUUUCCCAGUACAGAAUGAGGAGAAAAUGAGAGCAAGGCUCCAGUUCUUCAAAAUACACUUUUUUAUACUUCUUUUAUAUUGUAUUAAUGUAUUCUUAGUUAAAUGAAUUAACUGAUAUUUGCUUUUAAGCAAAUUUAAGGUAAAACCUGUAAUGACUGUGUCAUUAGAAAAAUGAUUUCCUUAUUAUUUUUGAGACCCAUAGGCCAAGGUGACCCCUAAGGGGUUUUCUGAGGCUUUUUGGAGUUUCUUAGAUUUAUAUAUAAGUCAAAAAUCUUUAAGAGUCUAACUUGGCAGGGGAUGCCUGGGUGGCUCAGCCAGUGAAGUGUCUGCCUUUGGCUCAGGUCAUGAUCCCAGGGACCGUGGGAUCCGGCUGCAUCAGGCUCCCUGCCCAGCAGGGAGUCUGCCUCUCCCUCUCCCUUCCCCACCCCUACUCGUGUGCACCUGCAUGCUCUCUCUCUCAAAUAAAUAAAGUCUUUAAAAAAAAAAUCUAACUUGGACAGAAGAGAGUGAAGUGAGCUUUCAAGGAAGGGGAAGUUCUCUACAUUUUGGACCAUUUUAAAUAGCUACCUUUAAAUCGCUUGUGAGUUUAGCUUUACACCCAUGUCUUUAAGGUGAAGAAGUUUCCGUAGGCCUGUCUUCUUUCUUGUGUUUCCUCACUCACUGUGAUCUCGUCCAAUUUUGUGCUCUUUGUUCGUAAAUUUUAUCCCUAGCUUAGACCUAGCCUCUGACCUCCAUACUUGGAGCUUACGCAUGUAUGUAAAACUACUUAUUUGAAAUCUCUACUUAGAAACCUAAUUAAUGAACAAAAAUCCAGCUCAGACUCAACAUAUCCAAAACUGAGUUCUUGAUCUUCCUCCUUGUGCCCUAUAGUCUCUUCUCUCCAAAGUAGCCAGAAUGAUUAUUUUUAAAACAAGUCAGAUUGUAUCAUUCAUCUGCUCAAAACCAUCCAGUGGCUCCCCAUUCCUACUCAGAGUAAAGACCAAAGUCCUGGGCGUCUGGGUGGCUCAGUUGGUUAAGCGACUGCUUUCGGCUCAGGUCAUGAUCCUGGAGUCCCGGGAUCAAGUCCCGCAUCGGGCUCCCUGCUUGGCAGGGAGCCUGCUUCUCCCUCUGACCCUCCCCCCUCUCAUGUGCUCUCUGUCUCUCUCAUUCUCUCUGUCUCAAAUAAAUAAAUAAAAUCUUAAAAAAAAAAAAAAGACCAAAGUCCUUAAAAUUGGCAGGCUCAUACUUCAUCUCCUAUUUCAUCUCUUACUGUUUUCUUCUCCUCAUUCAGCUCCAGGCACUCUGCCCUCAUAGUCUCUCUUCAAAACACCAAGUAUAUCCGUGCCUCAGACUCUUUGUACUUGGUGUCCCCUCUGCCUUGACUAUUUUUCUCUCAGAUACAUGCAUAGCUCACUUCUUAACAUCCUUCAGAUUCACUCAACUGUCACUGAUCAAGGCCUUCCUCAAGUCUAUACACAUCAGCACUCCAUGUCCUCUUUCCUUUCUGUUGGUCCAUAGCACUUACCAGGAUCUGACCUUUACUAAGCAUUUAUUUUUUACUUUUAUUUUUUCCCCUAUACUGGAAUAUAAGCUUCACAAAGGUAAAAAUUUCUGUGUUUUGUUUGUUGAAUCCUCAGUUUGUAGAAGAGGGUCUGCCUCAUUAUUAAGCAUUUGGUAAAUAUUUAUUGAAUGUUCAAAGUACUACUAGUAGAACUUUUUUUUGAAAGAAAGAACAGCUUUAAUUAGAUGUUUAUGAUUUUUAUAAUGUGACAUUGGGUUUAUGUCAGAAUCAUGCACCUUCAGGUCAAAGGAUUAAUAAUGGUAAUCCAAACCAUCUGAAAGCAAAGUAAUCCCAGCGGCAAAAUGAUGGUAGAAUUUAGGCAGUAAUCUUAGUUGUGAUGGAAUUGUCAUGAUGCUAAGUAACUGACUUACUGAAGACUUACUCUGUUUUACACAUAGAACCUGCCAUAAAUGUUAAGCAUGUUCUGAGCUAGAAACAGUGUGUCAUUUCAUUUACACAGUGUCCAACCAAACCAGUAAGUUUACUGGAACAAUCAAAAUGGGAAAUGUAUGAAUAUCAUGUAAAUAAAAAUUCUGAGUUGAAUGAUACUGGGAAAUGGGAAGGAGAGCAAGAUAAGACUUGGGGUUAGGAUAGUCUAGGAAGCAGAAGAAGAAAAAGAUUAAAAACACCUAAGUACCAUUAAUACUUCUCAGAAAUUAUUAUUUAAAAAUGAAACAUUUGUUAUAUAAUUUUAAAACCCGUAAGCAUAGGGCGCCUGGGUGGCUCAGUCGUUAAGCGUCUGCCUUCGGCUCAGGUCAUGAUCUCAAGGUCCUGGGAUCGAGCCCCACAUUGGGCUCCCUGCUCAGUGGAAAGCCUGCUUCUCCCUCUCCCACUUCCCCUGCUUGUGUUCCCUCUCUCGCUGUGUCUCUCUCUGUUAAAUAAAUAAAAUCUUAAAAAAAAAAACAACAAAAAAACCAUAAGCAUAUAACAUACUUUAGAAGAACUUACCAGGGAGAAUAAAAAAUGUGGAAGGCAUCAUUUCUUUUCUUUUCAAAAUAUGAAUGAACCCAGGAUAUCUCCAGAUAGUGGUUGAUAGGUGGUGAGCUUUUUUUAAAAAAAUACAGAAUCCUAUAAUUUUGUAUUAAUUAGCACUGGCCAGCUUAAACACAGACUGUUAGAAUAUCUAACUGGAUUUUUGUUCAUUAAAUAAGCAACUGACUUGUCUUCCAGGGUUGUUUUGUCCAGCCCUUCCCCAUGUAAGCUGAAUUAAGGUACUGCUACAUCUGUGUUUAGAGUAUUUCCAAUGGAUUUUUUCAUUUUUCAGGUACUACUUACUGAUCAUAGAAUUUAUUUUAUAACAUAAAAAGAAUAUGGCAACCUAUUUCUCAUCUAUCUCUAAAUAUAUUUACGUUUUCACAGUUUCCAAGGAAAAAGUGCCGCUCUGCCUUUCUAUACUCUACUCGCACCCUGGGCCCUGCUCUCUCUCACAUCUUGUUUCUGUAUCCUCACAUCACCAUUUAGUGGUGGUUUUCUUUGUAUAACUGUGAUAAACGUCUUCUCUAGCCUUAAAAAAAGGGAAACAACAAUCUUUCCUACUACCUUCAUGUUCCUUCCUUCACAUCCAGACUCAGGAAAUGCUUUCAGCUUCAAUUUCCUCAGCUCCCAGUCAUUCUUUGGCUUAUUAAUCUUUCACCUCCUACUGUUUUCUUUUUUUUGAGAGAGAGAGGCAUGGGGGCGGGUGGUAGGCAUGUGUACUCUCGAGGGUGGGAGGAAGAGCGGAGAGAGAGAGGGAGAGAGAGAGAAUAUUAAGCAGGCUGCAUUCUUUUUUCUUUUUUUUGAGAGAGAGAGGCACGGGGGCAGGUGGUAGGCAUGUGUACUCUCGAGGGUGGGAGGAAGAGCGGAGAGAGAGAGGGAGAGAGAGAAUAUUAAUGGUGAUAAUAAUGCCCAGUGCAGAGCCCGACCCAGGGUUCAUCUCACGACCCUGAGAUCAUGACCUGAGCCGAAAUCAAGAGUCAGACAUUUAACUGACUGAGCCACCCAGGUGCUCCCUCUGUUUUCUUAUGAUAUUCUAGGAAAAGUGACCAGAGACUUGUCAAAUCUAGUGUCUUUUUAUCAGUCCUUACUCUGCCUGACCUAUCCAUAACCUUCUUUCCUAUUGGCUACUCCCUUCUUGGAUACUCCUCCAAGCUUUCUGUGGUAGAUAAGAUUCCUCUCUGAGGUUGACUUUUUUCUAGAAUCUCAACCCCAGCCCUCAUUUGGUGCUAUUUUUUUUCCCUGGGUAACCUCAUCAGUGCCCAGUUUCAGCUUUCUCUCACGCUACCCAAAUGCCUUUAUAAACUGCCUCCCCCUUUUGCAUUCUCUACUUUCAUUAAUGGCAUUACCAUUUACCCUGCCACACCAGAUAUUAAUUGGAACGUUGAAUCAUGUUUUAUUCCUUUUCUCCUUUACUGUCCUUAGUUAUCAAGUCUUUUAAAUUCUGCCUCAUAAAAAUGUCUUGCAUUAGUCCCUCCUUCAUUCCUAGUGCUUCCUUAGUAUAGGCCUUCAUUCCUUUUCCCCCACAAGAAUCUUCAAUAUGCUCUGGUUAGAAAUAAUACCACAUUAUCCUUAAACCCUGCAACAAGCUGGCAUUGCUUAAAAUCUCUCUCAGGCUGCCAGGCCUUCAUGCCUUUGCCAUGUUGUCCACUCUGCCUCUGUUCUUUAUGCCCUUGCCAAUCUACUUACUCCUCAAAACUACUAUUCUGAUUUCUGUCAUCAGAACCUGCUAUCAUAAUGGUCUUUUAAAUUGGUAACUGGGUUUCUCUAACAGCUGGGCUGUCAGUUUUUAACCUAAUGUUUCAGGAAAAAAAAAAUGAGACUGUCCAUGUUAAGAGAGGCUUGGAAUUGGUGAUCCAGGCUGCCCAGUACCACCAAAUAAUUUGUUAUAUCAUACAUUGAUAUACUAGGGGAUUAAAGAAAUUGCCAUGUGAUGUUAAAUAGCAUGGAGAAAUGGAAAGAAUAGAGUUUUUUUUUUUUUUUUUUUUUUUAAGAUUUUUAUUUACUUAUUUGGCAGAGAGAGAGCACAAGCUGGGGGAGCGGCAGGAAGGGAGAGGGAUAAGGAGGUUUCCCGCUGAGCAGGGAGCCCAAUGCGGGGCUCGAUCUCAGAACCCUGAGAUCAUGACCUGAGCCAAAGGCAGACGCUUAACCGACUGAGCCACCCAGGCGCCCAAGAAUAGGGAUUUUUUUUUGUCAGGACAUCUGGGUUGAAUCUUCAGCUCUGCCACAUACUCGUUAUGUAAUAUGUAACAAACCAUGCCUUUUGUGGGCCUCUCUUCAGAUACAAAAUGCAGAUAAUACCCUGCUUACCUACCUCACAAGAUGUGUUGUAUUAAAUAAAAUGAUGCAUAAGAAACUGUAAAUAGUAUAGUGCUAAUCAAAUAUUAAUAAAUAUGUGUGUAAUCCUGUGGCCCUGAUUAAUCUCUAAGCCCAGAAACUCCUUCUGAUACAUGGCAGAGUGAGAAAAAUCGCUAUGGAUUAGAUUCUUUAGUAAGAACCCUGAGAUGGGUUUCUCUUUAGAGUGGCUGUCUGUUUUGCCCAGAUCUGAAGGCCCUUCUUUUGGCCUUACUCUUUUCAGAACCAGUUUCUAUUAUAUAGCAAAGAUAAGGUCGUUUAAUGACUUCAGUUCUGAAGUCCUAGGACCCUUAAUUUCUUUGCCAAAGUUGAUUAUGAAUUGGUAGUAAGACUGUCUUCCUAAAAGGGAACCUCAUCAUAGCUAAUGAAGUUGCCACUGAAGGAUUUCUGAUCUGUUUAGUUUUCAGGGGUUAAGUAUGAAAGGGGCAAAAUUAGGAUGCUUUUGGUAUCACAUAGAAUAAAAAAUAUCAUGCUAUUUAACAUUGUAAGGCCAGGAGUGGGCAACUAAUCAGAGAUAAAUGUAUGGUUUGUCUAUAUCCAAUUGUCUAAGACUCAGUCAAAUUAAUAGUUUAAUACAUCUUAGAAUUUAAAGCACAAACUUAAAAUCGGUGAAUAAGACUGAAUCUCAAAAGUAAUUAUAACUUUUCUCAUGCAUACAAAAGUAGAGAUCAAAAAGCCCCCAUUGUGUCCCCACUGCCAUCACUAAUAAAACACAGACGAAGUGUUUAAACAAUUAUUUCUUCUAAAGAUUUUCUAAGUAUUUUUCUAUUUUAAAUGUCUAUGGCUUUAGGAAAAAAUACCACCUGCUAGUAAUGACCUAUUUAAAGAGGGUGGAAUUUAUCAUUUGUCACUUAUCACUUGUUUCCAAAACUUCAGUGUACUACUGGACUUUUCAAAAAUGUAAAGAAUUUUAAAAUUUUCAUUAAACACCUAUGUGUGAGUAGUAAUACACAAUAAUUAGUAAAUGUUGGUGCUUCAGUAAAUCGAGUUUUCAGGGAUAUCAGCAGAGUAAAUAAAAAAAAGUUUUUGAUAAAAAUAAACAUCUUACCUAUUUUUCUUCUUUAUUAUCUAAUCAAAACAGUAUAGCUUUGCUUAAAAUGUAGUAAGAAAUAGGUAAGAUGGAGUAUUUGGGGAUCUGUGUCUAGAAGUCUCUCAGGAGGCUUCACUGGGGUCAUGGUUCAGACCAGAUGAAUCCUUCAGAGAUGACUUUAUGUUUUAAAAGAAUGUACUGAAAAAUACUGCUAACUGAUGAAUUCAGAACCCUACAGAAUGGCACUAUCCUGUUUUUUUACUGUGCUACAUAUUUUUUUUUUUUUUGGCAAAAUUUCUGGUAUUUAUUUAUUUUUUUAUUUUUAUUUUUUUUGAUAUUCAUUGACUUUUUUUUAUUCUUAUGUUAAUCCCCAUACAUUACAUAAUUAGUUUUAGAUGAAGUGUUCCAUGAUUCAUUGUUUGUGCAUAACACCCAGUGCUCCAUUCAGAAUGUGCCCUCCUCAAUACCCACCACCAGGCUAACCCAUCCUCCCACCCCCUCCCCUCCAGAACCCUGUUUGUUUUUCAGAGUCCAUCAUCUCUCAUGGUGUGCUACAUAUUUUUAUAUGCUUCUUAGUAACUGUAAUAAAUUUAGAGGUACUGAAAGGAGUUUUUUUAAAGUUCUCAAAUUAUUUAAUGUUAAAUGUGUUAAAAGGAUGCAAUCAUUUGUAAAGUGUCAAAAUCCUUUUUGUUGUACAUAAUAUUUUAUUACCUUUGUAAUAUCUUUGUAUACAGUGAUUUUUUUGUGUGGUAAUAUAAUAAAUGGAAAAACUAAAAUUCUUAAAAUUUUGUUGUGAUUUGACUUUAAAAAUACUGGUGAGAUUUUGUUAUUUAUAGCAUCCUCCUUGGGAAAGGUAGUUUGGUUGCUUAGAAACAUGCAUUUUUUGUAAAGCUAUAGCUGAAUAUACCUGAAUAUGUAACUGUCCUUUGAAAUUAUAAUUUUUGUAGAGUACUAAAAUGCAUUUUUAAAAGA
This is a messenger RNA of Mirounga angustirostris (Northern elephant seal), 9115 nucleotides long. It is a transcript of the gene REL, whose product is annotated as REL proto-oncogene, NF-kB subunit. The transcript is spliced from 10 exons. The record is from RefSeq and is a predicted model, not a curated record. Gene Ontology annotation, biological process: innate immune response; cellular response to stress; canonical NF-kappaB signal transduction. Gene Ontology annotation, cellular component: cytoplasm. Lineage: Eukaryota; Metazoa; Chordata; Mammalia; Carnivora; Phocidae. Gene Ontology annotation, molecular function: DNA-binding transcription factor activity, RNA polymerase II-specific; RNA polymerase II cis-regulatory region sequence-specific DNA binding. Bases 305 to 2089 code for a protein of 594 amino acids.